UAGGCUGAAAGGCAAUAUCUCUUCAUACCCGGGAGACUGCUUUUCCCUCUUGCUCUCUCCAUACUCCAGCACAACAACAUCCGCAUACCAGGAUAGCAACACAUCAAGAUCGCGGUACCAAAUAUCAAGCUGUCAAGCUAGGAGAGUAUGUCUUACCAGAUGACGAUCAACGACACUUCUCCCCUGGUGCAGUACACCGGCGGGUGGAACCAGUGUUUUACCGUCUCGGGGUGUACGGCCAGCGCGGCGGGCGCCUCCGGUGUAGGGGAGAGCUAUCACGCGGUGAAUGGCAGUGGGGUAUUACAGUUGACGUUUUCUGGGGAUUCGAUACAGGUGUUUGGAGAGUUCGGGGAUGCGGCUGCCGGGACGAUCUCCGUUGAUGGCAGCGCGCUCGCGACCAGCUACUCUGCCUCUAGCGCGGAAGGACUCGACACCCUCCUCGCUUCGGCACAAAACCUCUCAUCUUCUCAGCACACCCUCCAACUGCAACCUUCGGGCCCGCUAAACUUCACCAGCGCAGUAGUCAGCGUCUCCUCUCCCUCAUUUCAAGCCGUGCAGCCUACCUCCUUGCCAUACUGGGACCCAAGCAUCACCUACUCGGGAACAUGGACGUACCCCACAGUCCAGGGACUGCCCAACGGCACUGCAAGGACGAACGAGCUCGGCGCACAGGCUAGGCUCGGGUUCAAUGGAGUGGGAGUGGUGGUAUAUUCGAGUUUGAACAACGGACACGGACCGUUUAACGUUACACUUGACGGGCAGACAACCGAGUACACAGCGGCCGGGGAACAGUGGCUCGUACCGGAGACGAUCGUGUACUAUGCUUCCCACCUACAGGAGGGAUCCCACGAGCUCGUGUUGAGCAAUAACGGCGCUGGGGGGAGCACAACGUUUACGCUGAAUAGCAUCACUGUUUACCAGCUGGCUGGGAGUGGGCCGGCUACCGGAGGGAAUUCGACUACUACUGCUCCUACGACGGCGUCAACUACUCCUGCUCCGGCUGGAAAUGGAGGGAAUGGUAGUACGUGUGAUAGGCGGAGUGGCCGGCCUGGCAUUCCUCAUCCUCGCUGUGUUCUUCUACCGCCGACAUGCGGCUAG
Dacryopinax primogenitus is the source of this 1098-nucleotide messenger RNA. RefSeq lists its product as uncharacterized. NCBI's taxonomy places the organism in Eukaryota, Fungi, Basidiomycota, Dacrymycetes, Dacrymycetales, Dacrymycetaceae. Bases 148 to 1098 code for a protein of 316 amino acids. The transcript is spliced from 4 exons. The record is from RefSeq and is a predicted model, not a curated record.